Messenger RNA from Pelecanus crispus (Dalmatian pelican), 2994 nucleotides. The record is from RefSeq and is a predicted model, not a curated record. NCBI's taxonomy places the organism in Eukaryota, Metazoa, Chordata, Aves, Pelecaniformes, Pelecanidae.
AUGGUGCUGGCAGCGUAUUUUGUGGUGGUGCGCUGUCCGGUGUGUGCAGUGGGCUAUAAACCUGAAAAAAUGUCAGAAAAUCUCGUAUCCGGCAAGACCUCCUUGAAAGGUCCAAAAACCUCAGCAAAGAAACAGAAAGGUGAAAACAAAGCUAAGGAAUCCUCAAAAGGAAAACGAACACAGCUUGGUAAAAAAGAUAAAAUUGAUCUUUCUAUGGCUAGUAUAGGCCACCCAGAAAUAUUUCCUUUAGUUUUCACUACAAAGACCCAAGAAAUUUUUAACUGCCGAGUUGAUGAAGACGUCACAGAAGAAAAUUGUUUCAAACUUAUUAAAAAAGAGGACAUCAUUCAGGACCUGAAAACAAGAGCUACAAUUUCUGAUUUCCACCCUAUCAAAAAAGUUGUCCUAGAGUAUCCAGGGGAAGAACUUUUGGUAGUUUUUGAUGCAAAGUUCCAGUAUGGACAGAACUUCUACUUUGUUGCUUCUGAGGAAGCCAAGGAAAACCUUCUGAAGCCUCCAGAAACUGCAGAAGAAAAAGAAGAAGAAAAAGAAGAGGAAAAUAGAGAGGAAACUCUGGAAGUCCAUCCUUAUAAGCCUCCUGUCCACAAACCCUGGGUUUCUCUUGGCAGCGAAAAGGAAGUUGAAGAAGAAUCUGUUAAAGACACUAUUACAAAGAUUAAGUAUAUGAUUUCUCGAGUACGCAGGAAGUUUGGUGCACCAAUUACAUUUACUGAUAAGAAUGCUUCACAUGUAAAAGACAGUUAUGUUGAAUGCACGUCCUAUCAAGACAAAACUUACAGUAUUAAAAUGCUUGAAAAAAAUGUGGGCAUACAAAUGGUUCCAAAAUUAAGAGAAGCUAGUACUCAGACAAAAUGGACCUAUCCAAAAAAUGCAGCCACGCAGUAUUUUCCUAGACAGUUGUCAAGUGAAGAGAAAGAAGAGAGUCUGUCAUCUGAGAAGCUGAAAGAAUUUCUUACAUCAGUACAUUUAAGAAUGGAAAUUGCAUUGCAGCAAAAUGAAAUUAUGAAUGCUUUUUUUGAUGACUGGAAGGCCCUAGCAGAAGAUGAAAGCAGUUCUGGUGGCAAGCCAGAUGUUUAUCUUAAAGCAUACCAGUCAUUUACAGAUCUGCGCCAUCUCAAGGACAGAACUAUAAGCUGGGUUUGCUGGCACCCAACCAUUUAUGGGAUUAUAGCAGUGUCAGCAGGAGAGCGGCUUUCUUAUGAAGAGCAAGUUAACCUUUCUGACAAAUCAUUGCUGCAGCAGUCAGUAAUACUUUUUUGGAGUUUUUUUGACCCUAUCCACCCUCAGUUAAUGUUGGAGUGUCCUGAAGACAUUUACUGCUUUCAGUUCAGUCCAAGUGAUCCAAAUAUCAUUGCUGGUGGCUGCAUCAAUGGACAGGUUAUACUGUGGGAUAUUUCUCAACAUGAAGAAAAGCUGCAAAAUGCAAAAACUGUUGCUGAUGGAAUUGAGAUAACAGCUGUUAAUAUGGUGAAUGCUUCCAUUCUAAAUAUCUUGGAAGAAGAAGAUUUCAGUCUACUAUUGUUUAUGCAAGUCCAGCAGAGUAGCACAGAGCCACCUCUAGUGAGAUACUGUGCUGUCUCUUCCAUACAGUAUAGUCAUGAAAAACCAGUAACAGAUAUACAUUGGCUGCCAGAUUAUUUUGAGGACAACCGAAUGGGUGCUACUUUUGAAAACAGAGCUGAAACUUGCGUGCAGCUUGUGACCUGCUCCCCUGAUGGCUCAGUAUUAUUUUGGGAUAUUCCAGCCACCAAACUUCCUGAACAACCUUCAUCUGAGAAAGUAAAAGAGGAGGAAACUUUUUAUGUGCCCCCUGAUGUUCCAGAUACUUCUAAGCAUCCAGAUGUCUGCUGGAAACCCCUCAUAAAGAUAAACCUGCGCGAAAGUGAUACCAACAUAGAGUACGGUCCCAUCAGAAUUAGUUUAAAGGAACUGCAUUAUCAUUCCAAACCCUCAGAGAAGGUGCAAUCUCUGAACGCACUAGAAGUACCUGCCAAAGAGAGCCCAUAUACAGAGAUGAGUAUUCCUUCAAGCAAAAAUCUGAAAGUACUAGAGAAUAUCUCCACUGACUUUUUCGUUGGAACUGAAGAUGGAGAAAUUGUUUAUUCCGACUGGGAAAUGGAAAUUCAUAGUCAGAAGCACGCUCAGAAAUACAUCAUCCACACUGAAACUAUCAACACUCUCCAGAGAUCUCCAUUUUUUAAAGACAUCAUUCUAAGCGUUGGAGGCCGGAAUUUUGCCAUUUGGAGAGAAGGGGUUACAAAUGGACCGAUCCUUCAGUCAAGCUGCUCUGCAGGAAGAUACACUGCGGGACAAUGGUCCUUAACAAGACCAGGAGUUUUCUUCAUUGGCAGAGAUGAUGGAAAUAUAGAUAUCUGGGACAUACUGAAGAAAACUCAUGAGCCAUCUCACCUCCAGAACAUCUCCAAAUCAACAAUCACUUUCAUCAGCCCCUGGACUGCCUCACCAAACCAGCAUUUUUUAGCUGUUUCUGAUGAUCUUGGAGUACUGCAUGUUUGGGAAAUCUGUCAGCCACUAAGUCACCCUUCGAGCAAUGAGGAUGCCAACGUACUUGAUUAUUUUGAAAGAGAAGUCAAAUACCUGAAGUACUGUGAACAAGAGUUUCAAGAGUAUCAAGAGCUUCAAGCCAAAACAGAAUUGAAAUGGAGCUGGAGGCACAGAGGGAGAAAACAGGCUGCAAACUACAUAUACGUUGAAGUCAACCAUACGGUCACGGCUUACCUGGAAAGCCCAACCAUCGCCCAUCCACUGCAGCUCUGUCCCUACAACCCAGAAGAGGCGGCAGCCUCAACGCGAGCCUUGUUCCCCACCACAGAGGCACUCUUGAGAGUUUUGAUUAAGGAAAUAUUCCAGAAGACAGCCGGAUUUCAGCUGGGUUUUCCUAACAGUGAGGACAAGGAGGCAGCAGAUCAGGGCUUUGCUGGUCGGCCCCCCUCCCGCCCCACAGCAAAGUAG